AUGAUGAAGAAAGUUACAUAUUUAAAAAAAGAAAUGAUUGUACAAGAAAAUGAUAAUGAAUUUUUAGUGCCAAGUGAACAAGAAGAAACUUUAUGGUAUUAUGUUCAUAUUAAAUGUGGACUUUGUUCAUGUUCUUCUGGCUUGGCAGGAAAGUUUUGUAAGCAUCAGUACGCUAUUUUUCAAUUUUUUAAUAUUAAAUCUGAUAAUUUUCCUUCUAUAACACCUACAGACCGUUAUAAUAUAGCUAAAAUUGCUUUUGGAGAACAAGUCUUGGAUAAAUCAUUUUAUGAUCCAUUUCUGUUAGAACAACCAGAAAUACAACAAAUAAAUGAGACAGAAACAAAUGAUACUAUAAAUAAUCCAACUAAUUAUAAUGAUACUGAUGUAGAAGAAUUAAAUUUAAUAGAACCCAUACCAAGUACCAGUACAGAAUCAAAUGAUAACAGCAAAUUUGAAAAUGUAUUAACCUUAAUAUCUCUGUAA
Messenger RNA from Macrosiphum euphorbiae (potato aphid), 483 nucleotides. The record is from the annotation of a GenBank genome assembly. Lineage: Eukaryota; Metazoa; Arthropoda; Insecta; Hemiptera; Aphididae.